Molecule: messenger RNA, 5507 nt
Organism: Notechis scutatus (mainland tiger snake)
Lineage: Eukaryota; Metazoa; Chordata; Lepidosauria; Squamata; Elapidae
Gene: INPP5D
Product: inositol polyphosphate-5-phosphatase D
Biological process (GO): positive regulation of B cell differentiation; regulation of immune response; negative regulation of bone resorption
Cellular component (GO): cytosol
Molecular function (GO): phosphatase activity
Source: RefSeq, a predicted model, not a curated record
GCUCUGUGAACAGACAGCUUUGGGAUCUUUUCUUAACUGCUGAGUAGUUAAUGUUUCUUCAAUCUAAGUUUUAUUUUUUAUGUUGGGUUUUCUCUUUUUUAAAUCCAAGGCAUGGAUCAGUGCUGGUACCAUGGAAGCAUCACUCGUUCAAAAGCUGAGGACUUACUUUCUAAAGUAGGCAAGGAUGGAAGUUUUCUGGUCCGGGCCAGUGAGUCUGUCUCUUCAGCUUACGCCCUCUGUUUGCUGUAUCAGAACUGCGUAUAUACCUACAGGAUUCUACCAAAUAAAGAAAAUAAACUAGUGAUCCAGGCAUGUGAAGGUGUUCCAGUGCAAUAUUUCAACAGCUUAGAUGAACUGAUAGAGUUUUACAAGAAAGAGAACAUGGGGCUGGUCCGGAGCCUUAAAUUCCCAGUCCCACAUGAAGAAGAGGAGACAACAGAUGAUCUAGAAGAAGAUCUGGAUUAUUUGCCUACUCCACCUGUAUUACCUCCACGCAGCAUUUCAAUUCCAGUAAAUGAAACAAAGGAAGACCUUUUACCCAAUGAUUAUGUCCAGAUGACAGAAGUUAGCAAACCACCUCUUUCUGAAACCUUGCUCCAGCGAUUACAGCACCAGGAUACCAGCAAUAUUCCAGAAGAGCAUCUCAAACUUAUCCAGGAUUAUUUGACAGUUCAUAUAAUUAAUGAUCUUGAAAAUGUACAACUAGGCUCAUGGAAUCUCCCUCAGCUGAAGAAACUACUUACAGGACUCUGCAAAGGACUCUUCAAUGAGUUGUCUCGGACUUUACCUUCUCUGGAAUCUAUACAGAGGGUGUUUGAUCAGCAACUUUCCCCAGGUACCCAUCGACAUUCUCAGCCAUCCUUUGAUGUCAAUCGUGCAAAAUUGGUUCAGUUGACAAGUUUGCUUUCUUCCAUAGAGGAUAAGGUGAAAAGAGUAUUGAUUGAAGGGCCAGAUCCAACACAUAGACGUUCACUUAUUCCUCCUGUUACCUUUGAGGUGAAAGCAGAUUGCCUUGGGAUUUCUUCUAAGACUCAUCUUAAAGUUGAUGUUGAGAUGGGAAAACUCAUUAUUAAGAAAGCUAAGGAUGGUCCUGAAGAUAAAUUCUACACUCACAAAAAAAUCCUACAGCUCAUCAAGUCUCAGAAGUUUCCUAACAAGCUGGUCAUUGUACUAGAGACAGAAAAAGAAAAAGCACAAAGGAAAGAAUAUGUCUUUGCUGACUCUAAGAAAAGAGAAGGCUUCUGCCAGCUUCUACAGCAAAUGAAGAACAAGCAUUCUGAACAACCAGAGCCUGACAUGAUCACCAUCUUCAUUGGGACCUGGAAUAUGGGUGAUGCUCCUCCACCAAAGAAGAUCAGUUCCUGGUUUCUCUCCAAGGGACAGGGUAAGACCCGUGAUGAGACGGCUGACUAUAUUCCACAUGACAUCUAUGUGAUUGGAACACAGGAAGACUCCUUGGGGGAAAAAGAAUGGCAAGAGAUUCUAAGGCAUUCCUUACAAGAGAUUACCAGUAUUAGCUUCAAAGUGAUAGCAACCCAUACUCUCUGGAACAUCAGGACUGUUGUACUGGCAAAACCCGAACAUGAAAAUCGCAUAAGCCAUCUCUGCGUUGAUACUGUGAAGACUGGGAUUGCAAACAGACUGGGCAACAAAGGAGCUGUGGGGGUGUCAUUCAUGUUUAAUGGAACCUCAUUUGGGUUUGUGAACAGCCAUUUGACUUCAGGAAGUGAGAAGAAACAGAGGCGAAAUCAGAAUUACAUGAGUAUUCUUCGCUUUAUGUCUGUGGGAGACAAGAAUUUGAGUCCAUUUGACAUCACUCAUCGUUUUACUCAUUUCUUCUGGAUGGGAGAUCUGAACUACCGCUUAGAGUUAUCCCCAACGGAAGCAGAAAAUAUCAUUCAAAAAAUCAAACAGCAGCAUUAUACAGAACUGCUUAAUUUUGACCAGCUCCUCAUUGAAAAGAAAGAUCAGAAGGUGUUUCUGCAGUUAGAGGAGGAAGAAAUAACAUUUGCCCCAACCUAUCGCUUUGAAAGAAAUACCCGGGAGAAUUAUGUCUACACCAAGCAGAAAGCCACAGGGAUGAAGUACAAUUUGCCAUCCUGGUGUGAUCGAGUACUCUGGAAAUCAUAUCCCUUGGUGCAUGUGGUGUGCCAGUCUUAUGGAUGCACAACUGACAUUAUGACAAGUGAUCAUAGUCCUGUUUUUGCUACAUUUGAAGUUGCUGUCACAUCUCAGUUUGUUUCUAAGAAUGAUGAUAAGUACACAGGCUCUCUGGGACAGAUUGAAUUUCUCCAUUGCAGUGCUGUCCUCAAGACAAAGUCACAGACUAAAUUCUACAUUGAAUUUUACUCCAGCUGCCUAGAAAGCUUUGUAAAGAGCCAAGAGGGAGAAAAUGAGGAAGGAAACGAAGGGGAACUGGUGGUAAAAUUUGUCGAAGCCCUUCCUAAGCUAACUCCAAUUAUUUCAGACCCCGAAUAUCUGCUGGACCAACACAUUUUGAUUUGUAUUAAAUCUUCAGACAGUGAUGAAUCCUAUGGUGAAGGCUGCAUUGCCCUUCGAAGUGGAGCUGCAGAAUCUCAAGUCCCUAUUCAAACUGUACUAACACACCAUGGAGAAAAGACAGGGAUCUUCCAAGGUCAAUUCAAGCUACAGACAUCCCAAGGGAAACAGAGAGAAAAAUUAUAUGAUUUUGUGAAAAUUGAACGAGAUGAAACUGCUGGACAAAAGUCAAUCAGAGGCUUGAGCUGUACAGACCAUGCCAAAGAAUGGGAACAAAUCAACAAGGUUACUAUUUCUAACAGGAGAUCCACUCAUCUGGUAGCCAAAGAAGCAGCCGCCAUUGCUCGGUUUCGUGGAACUGCAGUAACUCUUGAAGACACUUGCAGAGAUGAUAUUGGGCGGAACACAGUGCCCUCAGAGAUCAACAAUGCCAGCUACUUAUGGAUGGCUGCUGCCUCUCAACCAUUCACUGCAACAACACAGUUUAAGCAGAUCCCUUCACCAGAUCAACAACCUACCCUUUGGAAUUACGAUCCACAGCCCAAAGAUAAUACUCCAGUAUUGGGAUUAGAAUCUCCUACUACACCUUCCACUCUGUCUCCUGGAUCUCCAAGAGCUUCUUUUGCAACUAAUCGAAAAGAUCAACUGUACAGUGAGGUGAGGAAAAGCAUGGUAGAACCAUUGUUGCAAGAUGAAGCAUAUUCAAAACCAGAGAUGAUUGAUAAUCCUCUGUAUGAUUUCACAAAAUCCAAGGACAAGCUUCUAUUUAAGAGAGAACAGGAAUUGUUUAAGGUCUCCCGAAAAGAACUCCCAACCAUUCCUGAUCAAAACUUUCCUUUCACCAAGCUACAAGAGACCGAUGGCAACAAACCUUGCAAGCAACAAUCCUCCCCACCUUUCAUUGUCCCCACACACAGAUUUCGUUCUUAUACUUGUUCUAAUCAAUCUGAGGAAAACAGUACAGUAAAGGAAAAGAUUCAAAACAAGCAGAAGCCUUGUUCCAAUUUAGAUCCUUCUCUGUCAACUUUCAAGAAUCCCAUUAAAUUAACAAGGUCUGAAGUAGUGCAGAAUAAACCACCUCUUCCAUCUAAAAGCCAGGUGGUACUUGAUAUGCAGCACAUCAAGGGCCGAGAUUAUCGAGAAAACUCAGAACUUCCAUCUCAAAGGAAACACCAAAAUGAGGAUGGAACUGUUGGCAGAGCAAUUGUGCCGUGAAAAAAAUGAUCACUGAUGAAAAACCCAGAUGAAUCCUGAAAAGAAAUAGCAUGAACAUUUCUUAUCAAUACUCUUAAUAUCUUUUGACUUGGUUGGUAGACAAGCCAUGUAGCUGAAUGUUUAAACAAGAAUAAAUAUUUCUUCCUCUCUCUUGUGGUAGUACACAUUAUGAAACAUAAGGUAAAAUUAAUUAAGACCAAAACUGAUUUUAAGAGACUGAGAUGAAUGAGUGCUACAAAGCUUAAAACUUUUGUCAAUUCCUUCAAAGACAAGAUAGUUAUGAAUAAUUAUGCGAAUUGAAAAUGAUAUGAGUUGGAUAUAUUUGAAGCUAUUAUUCAGAUUACUACUUUAUAUUACAGAUUAAGACAAAUAUAUUUUUAGAUAAUGGUCCAGUUUCCUAAAUACUUGGUGGUUUAUUGAGGGGAAAUAAAAACCAAAAGUGUAUAAUUUCUGUCCAUGCACAAAGUGCUAACUUGAUUCGUUAAGUCAAGAGAACACAGUGAGUAUGAAUUUUCAGCAACUGUAACAUUUCCUUUGGACCAUAAAUCUAUCAAUGAUUGCCUUAUUUUCCAGAUAAUUCCUUAUUUUUUAUUUAUAAUGUGAAUGAAGAACAGUACACUUGAGAAACUGAAACUUUCCAGAAAAAUUUAAUUUUGUGUGUGUGUGUGUGUGUAGGUCUUGUAGUUUGCUUUAUAUAGUAUACAUAUUCAAUUCAUAUUGAUUUCAUUGUAGCAUCACAUUGGCAAUUACUUGAGUCAAAAUGUAAUAAAAACAAUCUCUCUUAUCCUGGCUUAUAAGCAGCUAGACAUAUUUGGGCUUAAUUACAAUUAGAUUUUGAUGGUGAGUCUAAUGAAUAAUUUAUUCUUCUUUUAAAAUAAGUUUCCAUUCUGUUAGAAAAUGUGGUAGAAUCUAGAAUAGUUUCUAAAUUAACUACUUGGCAAUGUUUAUUUUAAGGAAUUUCAAUAACUACGCAUAGAAUUAUUUUUGUCUAGUGCACAACAGUAGCAAUCUAGUCAAUUUCAGCACGUUGUAAUUAUUCAGGAUCAUAUUCCCUAAUCUCUUCAAAGGAGGCUGAAAUGUCAUCAUUUUUAUGGAAUCUUUUUAAAUUAAAUUGGAAAUAGAUCAGAGAUUCAAAAACAUCUUUGAAGUAGAAAUUACUGAUAUUUCUGUCUUAUGGAAAAAAGAAUUGGAAUAUCGGGUCAUGAAAUACCAGUGCAUGCAAGUCUUAAACUUUAGAUUAAAAUUAAUUAAUGAAAGAGUUUAUUCCAAAUAUAUUACCUCUUCAAGAAGGAAUCAAAAGAAUGGACUGUAUCUCUGUUGGCAAUAUAAUAAAUACAUUUGGCUGUGGCAAGAUCUGGUUCAUUUUUAGAGUAAUAAUAUGUAUUAGUAGAUGGAUUAGUAAAUAUUUCCAAGUUUAAACUAGUUUGAAAUUAAAGAUUCAGUAUUAUUGUGAAUUAUAUUCAAAAAUUGUGAAACCUGACCAAUUUUGAGAAACAUUGGUUAUAUCAAAUGUGAGGAAUAUCCCAGAGAUUAAUACAGAGGUACAAGAAAAGUCCUAUUAUCAGGAUAUCACAGACUGGAUUCAAGAAAUAUAUCACAUUUUAAAAUAUUAUUUUUAUAUACUAAUUAAGAUACAAUACGUUUCUCUGUUACAGAUUUCAUAAUAUUUUGCAAAAGUAGACACAUUUCUAUAUGUAAUUUGAUAUAUUGUUAUUAAAUGAAUAUGUCAUCUAUUUAGGUGAUUUUUAUCAAAUUGGUAUAUUAAUUUGUUUCUUUUUUCUUUUAUUUUAGUG